AUGGCCGGAGAGGUUUUCAAUCCAAACCCUACCAUCUUCUCUUCUUCAAAAACCUCUACGCGCAAGUCAAAUUUCGAAACAGGCCGCUCUCUGUGGAUCGAUGCAGACGACUCAGCCGAUGACUCAGAUCUCGACGUCGAAGAGCCAAUAGACAGGGACGAAAUCUUUGACCUCAUUCGGUCGAUCUCAGAUCCAGAGCACCCGAACUCACUUGAAGAGCUGCGCGUAGUAUCAGCACCGCAGAUAGAUGUAGGCGAUAACCAUGUAACAGUGGAAUUUACUCCAACCGUACCGCACUGUGGAAUGUCCACUUUGAUCGGCCUUUCUAUCCGUGUUCGACUCUUGCGCAGUCUGCCUCAACGCUAUAAAGUAGACAUCCGAGUCAAACCUGGAUCACAUCAAAGCGAAGAUGCAGUAAACAAACAACUCAACGACAAGGAAAGGGUAGCAGCUGCGCUCGAGAACCCAACCCUCGUCGAUACUCUCGAAAAGACUCUGGACAAUGUCAUGCUACGCGGAGAGCCCUUUCCCUAA
Molecule: messenger RNA, 534 nt
Organism: Serpula lacrymans var. lacrymans S7.9
Lineage: Eukaryota; Fungi; Basidiomycota; Agaricomycetes; Boletales; Serpulaceae
Exons: 4
Coding region: 1-534 (177 amino acids)
Biological process (GO): iron-sulfur cluster assembly
Source: RefSeq, a predicted model, not a curated record